AUGGCCGGAAGAGGAAAGUCCAUUAAGUCCGCCGCCGUAGCCAAGAAGUCGACAUCUCGUAGCAGCAAGGCCGGACUCCAGUUUCCCGUUGGUCGUAUCGCUCGUUUCCUCAGAACCGGAAAGUACGCUGACCGGAUCGGUGGCGGUGCUCCUGUUUAUCUCGCCGCCGUCAUGGAGUACCUUGCGGCUGAGGUUCUUGAGUUGGCCGGGAAUGCUGCCAGAGACAACAAGAAGACUCGAGUUGUGCCUCGGCAUAUACAGUUAGCUGUGAGAAACGAUGAAGAAUUGAGUAGAUUGCUUGGAGCUGUUACGAUUGCUAAUGGCGGAGUGAUGCCCAACAUUCACGCUCACUUGCUUCCAAAGAAGGCGUCUGUUGCAUCUUCUAAAGAUGAUGAAUAG
Molecule: messenger RNA, 399 nt
Organism: Lactuca virosa
Lineage: Eukaryota; Viridiplantae; Streptophyta; Magnoliopsida; Asterales; Asteraceae
Source: the annotation of a GenBank genome assembly